Alternaria novae-zelandiae is the source of this 1188-nucleotide messenger RNA. RefSeq lists its product as uncharacterized. The record is from RefSeq and is a predicted model, not a curated record. Bases 1 to 1188 code for a protein of 395 amino acids. The transcript is spliced from 4 exons. Lineage: Eukaryota; Fungi; Ascomycota; Dothideomycetes; Pleosporales; Pleosporaceae.
AUGGCUAUCAUCAUGCGCUUCUCAACCCUCAUCCCUAUGCUGCUUGCAGCCGGUGUUGCCAAUGCCCAGUUUGGCGGCCAAGGUGGAAACAACGGUCAGAACAACGGUCAGAACGGCGGCAACAACGGACAAAACAACGGCCAGAACGGAGGCAACAACGGUCAGAACAAUGGUCAGAACAACGGCGGCAACAACGGUGGUAACAACGGAGGCAACAACGGCGGUAACAACGGAGGCAACAACGGCGGUAACAACGGAGGCAACAACGGCGGUGGUGGUGGUAACCUGGCCCUCAACCCUGAUGUUGUUCAAACCGCCAGUCAGUCCGAUGGAUUCGACCAGGGCCAGGAAGAUGGACAAGCCGCGUCCCUCACUGACCAAGCCAACUUCAUCAACUUCUGCCAAGGCAAGACCCUCACCAACGGUCUCCAGGUCAAGGAGGGAUCCUGCAACGGUAUCGUCAUGGGAGAUAUUCCUGCCGUUGGCAACAUGAUCUCUGCGGUCUUCACUGAUCCUCAGAACAACGACGACAAGGCCGAAAACCAGAAGAUUGACUUCUCCGUGAAGAUCACCAACUUGGAGGCCGGUUCUUUCACCAACCCUGACAACACCUACUACGCUGCCCCACAGACGCUUCAGGGAGGCAACGUCGUUGGCCACACCCAUAUCUCCGUCCAGGACAUGGGUAACGACCCCAACAACCCUCCUGAUGCUCAGAACUUUGCUUUCUUCAAGGGUAUCAACGACGCUGGUGACGGCAAUGGUCUUCUCACUGCCACGCUCGAGGCUGGUCUCCCUGCCGGUAACUACCGUGCUUGCUCUAUCACCUCUGCCUCCAACCAUCAGCCUGUUGUCAUGCCCGUUGCUCAACGUGGUCCUCAGGAUGACUGUGUACGAUUCACAGUUGGUGCUGGUAACGGUGGCAACAACGGCGGUAACAACGGCGGCCAGAACAACGGACAAAACAACGGUCAGAACAACGGUCAACAGGGUGGGCAGAACAACGGUCAACAAGGCGGCCAGCAGGGUGGCCAGCAAGGAGGUCAACAGGGCGGCCAGCAAGGUGGUCAACAAGGCGGUCAACAGGGCGGCCAGGGCGGCCAAGGUGGCUUUGGCGGCUUCGGUCGUGGACGUGGACGCGGACGCUUCAACCGCCGCAGCUUUGCAGCCCGCGACUUCGUUGCUUGA